This is a messenger RNA of Helicoverpa zea (corn earworm), 3030 nucleotides long. RefSeq names its product protein C10-like. Gene Ontology annotation, cellular component: membrane. NCBI's taxonomy places the organism in Eukaryota, Metazoa, Arthropoda, Insecta, Lepidoptera, Noctuidae. Gene Ontology annotation, molecular function: hexosyltransferase activity; UDP-glycosyltransferase activity. The transcript is spliced from 2 exons. The record is from RefSeq and is a predicted model, not a curated record. The coding region runs from base 186 to 1235 and encodes 349 amino acids. Gene Ontology annotation, biological process: post-embryonic development.
CAUAGUGCAGUUUACACAACUUGUCCGUGAAAUGGAGACCCUGGACGGAGAGGUGGCUCGCCUCCACACACAGAUCAGAAGCCAUUACCUGCCUCCCGCGUCAAUCAGCUCCACUGUUGACACAUCGCUGUGAAGUGUUUUCAGGUGAUACCAGUACCGAUGAAUCUCUAUGAAAUCUCCAAAAAAUGAGACGAAGAAACUUUAAAUAUUUAUUGUGUGCGUGUGUGAUGGUGUGCAUAUACUAUUUUUUUGGUGUUAGUGACUAUAUACAUUCUAAAAGCUUCGACGAUAAUUUCGAUUACCCUCUUAAUAUAAAUAUCAAAAGCAUCGUGGACGAUGUGCUAUCAGGCAAAAAGGUUACAGUGACCCCUAUCAAUUAUUACCCGUACAGGUUUCUAACAAACUCGGGAAAAUGUUCUACUACACACAAGUUAGACCUGUUUAUCGUGGUAAAAUCAGCGAUGGAUCAUUUCGGUCACAGAGACGCCAUAAGGCAAACAUACGGCCAAGAGAAUGUGCCAGGACGCACUGUAAAGACCUUAUUCUUCUUAGGAAUAGACGGCAAACAGAAGUCCGCGCUGCAGAAACAAAUAGACAAAGAAAUGGCCGACUUCAAAGAUAUAAUACAGAUGGACUUUAUCGACAACUACUACAACAACACGAUAAAGACUAUGAUGUCGUUCCGCUGGGUGUACGAGCACUGUCCCACUGCUGACUACUACUUGUUCACCGACGACGACAUGUACAUCUCUGUGCACAACCUGCUGGUGUACAUACACGACCGUGAGGCGACACGCAAGCCCGAACCAGCGGGCUUUACGACGUACUACAAGUCCAUCACGGACACUGCGGAGACGGACAGCGACUACCUGUACACUGGUUAUGUCUUCAAUUCAGCUCCACAGAGGUUCAGAUCGAGCAAGUGGAGGGUGUCUCUUGUAGAAUACCAGUGGGAUAGGUGGCCUGCUUACGUCACAGCUGGCGCUUACGUCCUGUCUAAUAAAACUUUAAAGGUAAUGUAUAUAGCUAGCCUUUUUGUCAAACAUUUCCGGUUCGAUGAUAUAUAUUUAGGUAUAGUGGCUAAAAAGGUCGGUAUUGUACCGAAGCAUUGUCCAGAUUUCUAUUUCUACAAGAAGAAAUUUAGUCCGGACGGUUACAAGGACGUCAUAGCGUCUCAUGGUUACGAAGACCAUGCAGAACUGAUCAGGGUGUGGUGCGAGAUGAAUAGUCUUUAAUGCAACUACGUAGGUGAAACAAUAUUGAUAUUUUUACAAGUAUUUUACGUUGAAGCACGAAGGCAGCAUGUGAUAUUUAAAAAACUUCGAAAUAUGAUAUUUCAAUGGAGCGUUCAGCACCUCUUAUGAUUCUCCAUCCAAGUCCAAGUAGUGUUAACAACCUUUAUGGUACUGAAUGAUAUUAUUUAUAAUCUGACGAGGGUACAUAUUAUUUAGGACGUAAUAAAGUACAGAAUGAAAUGUUAUUUGUUGUUAUCAAGUAGGUAUUAUAAAUAAGUACAAUUAAGGCGAUAUUCUAGCAUGAUACCAAACCGACCUUAGUAAAAUCUUCAAUAAUAUUUUCGGCAUAUAACUAACAGUACAUUUUGAUACAUCUGUUGAUCUUUAGCAGAACACAAUUAUCUCAAAUGAUUGUCAUACACUUAUCCAUUAAACAGUGCUGAGCAUUGGAAGACUGACCACGAUCCUGCAACGUAUUGAAUUUCUAGCUACCCACCCUAUUCUCGCCCUUGCUUCUCUAUAAAAAGAAUUUUAAACAUUUACCAAUCGAUAUUUAAAAUUAAAAACCGUAACCGCGAUUAGAAUGAAAUUCUUUUUCAUAAAAUUAUCAUCUUACGUACUCGAAUGAAGAAUCUUUUCUGAAGAACUUUCUUUAUUUUAAAUAGUCUUUAUGUAUUAUAACUCUGAUCUUUACCAUGCGAAUAUUCAUUACUCUUAGUUUUAAUAUGCUUAAGUUAGAUAGUUAAUAGCAUUGAAUGUGCAAAUACAUAGGUAUAUUGAUAUUAUUUUUACAAGUCCUAGAAUAGCGCUGAUCGCAUCUCAUUAUACCGUUAUCUAGCUUAGUAAUUGGAAAAUAAUCUCUAGGAAAAAAAUAUAUUGACGUAUUGAAAUACGUCCAUACUUUCCUAAACAUUGUACUUAGUUUCGUUAUGUGAAUCUCUAGGUUAAGAAUUCAAAAUCAGAUGUACCGUUAAAAGCGUUGAGUCCAAACGACUCCUUUUAAGUGUUAAGUCUCGUUAUUUUUUUUUUCUUACUCUCUAAAACCAAAGUUAAAGUCUGUCGGCAUCGUCGGCAUGCAACUAAAGUCGUAAACGAAUUCGGUACUUUCUCAUUAAAAUAAAAACAUGUUGUUUUAUGUACCUACGUACGUAAUGGAAUUAAAUUAUAUAAAAAUGUGUGGUUCUGACUGUGCCAUUUGUUUUAUCCAUACUUCAGGAUUCUUGUAUGAAGUUUAUCACAUUUUUGUUAUAUUUGAGAGUUAAAAGAAACAUGUCAAGCUUUGUACUUACUUUAGGCUAAGUUAAGCAAUUAUGUUAGCUUUGCUUGUUUAGAAUAUACUUUAGUUGUACAUAUUAUGCCCGGUACCUAUAAAUAAUAAUUUCUGGCGUUUAUUAUUUAAAGCUGGUGUCAAAAAACUACAAUUUUAUAGGAACCGGGCGUUAGUAAGGCCACUAAGUGGUGAGCAAGUUUGUGUGGCACGUGGGAACGUCAGAUCGAACUACAUAUUUCUAAAUACUAAGCUAAAGUAUACAUGUCUUUUUGACGUUUGCAAGUACCUUCCUUAUAUGUUAGGACAAGCAAUAUUAGUUCUAUGUGAGUACACAUAUAUCAACUCAGUAGUUCCUUCUAAAACUUUGUUGAAAGUCACAACAAUUAAUUAUGUGUUAAUUGAUGUUAGCGCUCACAUCUCAAUUAUUUUUUAUUUGUUCUCAAAAAAUGUUUUAGGUAUUAUGCUUAAAAAUGAUCUGAUAUCGCUCGAGUGUUUAAUUUCUUCAAUAAACAUAUAAACAUAAAA